GUCUCACCCUUGGCUACUCAGGAGAAGAUAACAGGAGGUUCAACUUUUGAUAUAUUAGAGGUGGGAAGCUACCUGACAGAGCUAGAAGGAAUCAGCCAGCUAUGCUUCCUGUUCAGUUAUGUUUUCCAGAGGGAUAACCAAUUGGCUGAUACAGUAACCAAUGAAAAGUAACCUGACUCCAUUGACCUGCUUAACCUUACAUGGGAACUAUGGAAAGGAGCAGCCGUUUUCUUUGAAACAGUGGAACAGCCUGAGAAAAUGGCAAGUAACAUGCUUAACCAAAGACAGCGGACUUUGUCGACAUCUGGAGAAGCUCUAUAUGAAAUUCUUGGUCUACAUAAGGGAGCAUCAAAUGAAGAAAUUAAAAAAACCUACAGAAAAUUGGCCCUGAAAUACCAUCCUGACAAGAAUCCAGAUGAUCCAUCUGCUGCUGAGAAGUUUAAAGAAAUCAACAAUGCUCACACAAUACUUACCGACCGGUCAAAGAGAAACAUAUAUGACAAAUACGGAUCACUGGGACUCUAUGUGGCUGAGCAAUUUGGAGACGAAAAUGUUAAUACCUACUUCAUGCUAUCAAGCUGGUGGGCAAAGACUCUGUUUGUCAUCAUUGGCCUCUUGACUGGCUGCUAUUUUUGCUGCUGUCUGUGCUGCUGUUGUAACUGCUGCUGUGGACGUUGCCGGCCAAAAGCAUCAAUACCAGAAGAGGACUUCUAUGUGUCUGCAGAGGAUCUUGAGGAGCAGAUCAAAACAGACAUGGAAAAAGAUGUGGAUUUUCCAGUUCUUCUCCAACCUACAAAUGCAAAUGAGAAAACACAGCUAAUUAGAGAAGGACCUCGAAGUUAUUGCACAGACUCUUAAUAUUGAAUCCAUUAAGAGUCCACAGUACCUCCUCUUUGUUCAGUCAUGUGACCACGUGGUCAUGGGGGAGUGGGAAGGGGCUGGACUGCUGUGAAAUUUUCCACAUUUGUAUUUUAUUUUUAGGUUAGGGAAAGAUGUUUGCUACAUAAUUUUCUUAGGAUGCAGAUUCACUCUUUGAGUAAAACUCCUAAUGAAAUAUUCCAUUUUGAUGAAUAAAGACCUAAAAAAUUGAUUCCUGCUCCUUGCCUGAGGAGAGACAGUGGCACUGGACAGGCUUUGUGAACUUGCCUUUUAUGUGAGCUGGACCUCAUAACUUACAGACUGAAGUAGUAUUCCCAUAUGGAAGCUACUGUUCAUUUAUUUAACUAAUGCAAUAUUCACAUCUACCACAAAUAACAUCAACAAAAUAGACAAGAGAAUUUCUGAGGAAUUGUGAUUAUGUGGAGAUUUGUAACUGUCAAUAUUCAGUAUGAUUACAAAAAUUUUUCAGGAAGCAGGAAGAAAUUAUUAGGUUAAGAAGAUCACAUUAUUUUAAAAUAUAUUUUUGAAAGAUUAUAAAUGGCAUUACUGAAAAUUGACAAGUAAAACCAGGAAGAAACAUGUGCUGUGUGUACUUCAGGCUGUAAUUAAAAACAAAAACAAAACUUUAGCCUAUUUAAAUGUUAAACAUGGUCAAGAAAAUCAUUCUGUGCCCAAACCAGCCCCCAACAAUGUGUUGAUCAUUUUUAAGUUAAAAAAAAUUUUAUACAACUGACCUAAAUUAGACAAAGGAAAGAAAACAAGUAAAGGGCAGAAUUCUAAAUUCUAUGGUUUAAAUGUAAAGACCUAGCUCUUACCCAUUUUGUGGGAUUAAUUACAUUGCAUGUUGAAUAUUUAAAUCAGUGGUCUCUGCAUUUACUUGUCUGAUCCUUAUAUUCACCAUGUGUUCAAAACCAUGUACAAUUUCUAAAAUAGUACAACAGCAAGUGCUUGUUUUUUCCUAGGUUUUUCUUAGUUCUUUAUAUAAUAUUGCAUUUUCAAGAUCUUGUUAUGUUUUUAUAUAAUAUUCUAUGAAAUGCCAUUUUCUUUUUCUUUGUUACUUAUUCCCACCAACACCAAAUUAUAGUCAAUUGAGGCUAAAUAUACCUUGUAAACGAGAAUUGGUGUUAUUGCUCUGACAGGUCUGAUAUCAUUAAAACUCUACAUUAAAACUGUUGAGUUACUGGAAUUUC
Molecule: messenger RNA, 2069 nt
Organism: Talpa occidentalis (Iberian mole)
Lineage: Eukaryota; Metazoa; Chordata; Mammalia; Eulipotyphla; Talpidae
Gene: DNAJC5B
Product: DnaJ heat shock protein family (Hsp40) member C5 beta
Exons: 6
Coding region: 259-858 (199 amino acids)
Source: RefSeq, a predicted model, not a curated record